AUGAGUGAUCCGAUAUUCUUUGUGGUUGUUAUGGUGACACAGGUUCAACAGAAAAGGAUCGAAAUGAGAAGAGUCCUGAAAAAUGGAGAGGAUGCAUCAAUUGAAACGAUCCUCUACAUGCCAAAGCAUGAAUUUAUAGCAAAGGUUUCAAAACCAUUCUCUUCUCUGAAGCAUGAGAACUUGGUCGAACUAGUUGUUUACAAUUCGUAUGGCCUUGAGAUGGUCUUGGCAUAUGAUCAUUUUGCUCCACGGGGAUCCAGGAAUGUUUUACUUUGUGACGAUGGAACUGCUAAGAUAAUAGAUCCUUUUCUAUGGACUCAACUUCCCGAUUGUGAGGCAUGGUUCUAUGUGGAUGAGUUGGAUAUUAACGCUCAGGGAAAUGAUGUUUACAACUUUGGUAAGAUUCUCCUCGAGCUCUUGGCAUUACGACAGCUGAAUUCGAACAAGAUACACGAGAUUUUGGAUGAUAUAAUAAAAGGAUACUACCAGCCCGAGGCUGUUAAGAAGAUGGCUCAAAUUGCUCAAUGGUGCCUUCAAGAUCAAGGUUAUUUUCUUCCAGACAUGGGUGAUGUUGUACGACAUCUCGAGGUGUGCCUUAGCUUAACCGAAUCACAACACUCUCAGAGCUGA
Salvia hispanica is the source of this 630-nucleotide messenger RNA. NCBI's taxonomy places the organism in Eukaryota, Viridiplantae, Streptophyta, Magnoliopsida, Lamiales, Lamiaceae. The record is from RefSeq and is a predicted model, not a curated record.